GCUUUCAGAGUCCCGGUUUGAUUCCGUGCACCGCGCCACCACUGCGCCUCGCCCCACCACCAGGUGAGCUCCGCCGCGUUAGGCGUUCCCAUCCAUCUUGCAGGCCGAUGGGCGACGUGUCACAACCUGGGAAGGUGCUGGCACAAACACGGUGCUCCACAUACAUUUGCAGAUUAAGUGAAGUUUUAAAAAUACAGCAUGAUUGCAAUUUUGCACUCUGAUUUUAAAGCAUAAACAUGUGUACCAUGUAUGGGGAAAAUAAAAUAUUUCAAAACAUUAAUGGUGAUUUCAAGGCAUACUCUUUCUUCUUCUUUAUAUUUUCCUGUGGUUUUAUUCCAAUGUGAAAAUGUAUUAUUUUAUCAUGAGAAAAUUGCUUUUUAAAAUGUCUCUUCUAAACGUCAGGAACAUACACUGCCACGCACAGCAAAUAUCUUAGCUGUAAAUUGCAUGGAAGGCAUUCGGCUAUUGGGGAGACACUGAUGGUCUUUAAAGACAUGGCUGCUUUUAAAUAAUUGCCCAGUAUUUUGUGGUGGUUAAAUAUUUCUUACAGGAAUAAAAUCCUAGCCUCGUGAGUGGACCGCGCACCCCUGGGGAACACACCCACCUAGCAACGGGAGCCGAGCUGCAGCCUGGCGCUGCGCCUUUAAUUCCCGGGUUGGGGUGGGGCUGUGGUGGAGAAUUUCCGCUCCCCCAAGGCCCUGGUGGCAGCUGUCACCUGUAAAGCGAGCACCGAACGCGGGGGAUGGAGCCCGGCGCCCAUUGGACAAAGUAUAAAGGCAGAAACCUACCCCGAAGACUGGGGGCCGGCGGGGCAGCGGUGGUGGGAGCGCACCGCGGGCCCCGUGCCUCCCCCCCCCCGCGCCCCCACACCCCGGCCCCGGAGACUCCCAGGCUCUGCGGCGCUGACUUGACCGCAGUCCAGCUUCGGCCACACGCCCGCCCAGCCUCCGUGGAAACGACCAGGUGAGCCUGGCCGAGGCGGACGUGACUCCCGGAACGCCGGCUCCGGCGCGUGCUAGCGGGCGCCCGGCGGUCCACCUGCCGCAGCAGCCCCCGGGGAGGCUGGUGGGAGAGGCGGCAAGGGGCAGACCCUGGCCAUGGCCCUGGCCGCGGCAGCGGCCGCGGCGGCCGUGGGGGUGAGCCAGGCGGCGGUGCUGGGCUUCCUGCACGAGCACGGCGGGAAGGUGCGCGACUCCGAGCUGCUGAGCCGCUUCAAGCCGCUGCUGGACGCUGGCGACCCGCGCGGCCGCGCGGCCCGCAGGGACCGCUUCAAGCAGUUCGUCAACGACGUGGCCGUGGUGAAGGAGUUCGACGGCGUCAAGUUCGUGGUGCUGAGGAAGAAGCCGCGGCCCCGAGAGGGCCCAGAGCGCCUGCCCUCCUGCGUCCCCAGCACCGCCGAGCCACUGGCCCCGCCAUCCAAGACCACGUCCCUCUCUCACGUGGAAACCGCUGCCUCCGGGGCUCCAUCCUUGGCCUCGGCGCAACUGUGUGUGGAUGCACCUGGGGACCUGGACCCUCCCUCGGAGCCACAGGUCACUGCUGGGGCGCCGGCCUCUGAGCUCACUCAGCCGACUGCGGAGCCGUUGUUAAGCCCCCCGACCCAGCAGUCAGGGGGGCCGUCCGACCCGGGGCUUCCAGCCUUGGAGCUAGCCCACCCCUCCGAGGACCUCUCUGCAGACGUGGCCGCACCGUCCUGGACACCGUCGGAGGCGGCCUUACUCCACGCAGAGCCGCCUGACCCAGAAUCGGGGCCUGGGGCGACAACAGGGCCGCCGCCACCCCCGCGACGCGCGCCUCCGCAGAAGCCCUGCAUGCUGCCGGUGCGCUGCGUCCCGGGCCCCACGACGCUCCGAAUCCGAGCGGAAGAGCAGGGCCUGCGCCGGCAGCUGUCGGAAGAGCCGAGCCCGCGGAGCUCCCCGCCCCUACUGCGGCGGCUCUCGGUGGAGGAGUCCGGCCUGGGCCUCGGCUUGGGCCCCGGCCUGGGCCCGGGCCGCUCCCCGCACCUGCGGCGCCUGUCGCGGGCCGGCCCGCGCCUGCUGAGCCCCGACACCGAGGAGCUGCCGGUCGCGCCUCCGCCGUCCACCGUGCCCCUGGAGCCGGCCGAGCACGAGUGGCUAGUGCGGGCGGCCAGUGGCCGCUGGACCCACCAGCUGCACGGGCUGCUGCUGCGCGACGGUGGCCUGGCCGCCAAGCGCGACUUCAUGUCUGGUUUCACCGCCCUGCACUGGGCCGCCAAGAGCGGCGACCGCGAGAUGGCUCUGCAGCUGGUGGAGGUGGCGCGGCGCGGGGGCGCGCCGGUCAACCUGAACGCGCGCUCGCACGGCGGCUACACGCCGCUGCACCUGGCGGCUCUGCACGGCCACGAGGACGCCGCGGUGCUGCUGGUGGGCCUGGGUGCGCAGGUGCACGUGCGCGACCACAGCGGGCGGCGGGCCUACCAGUACCUGCCGCCGGGCGCCACCUACGCGCUGCGCCGUCUCCUGGGCGACCCCGGCCUGCCCGGCUCCGCCGAGCCCACUGCGAUCGGCGGUGGCGGUGGCAGCCUCGCGGCCCGGCGCCCGGUGCAGGUGGCCGCCACCAUCCUAAGUUCCACCACGAGCGCGUUUCUGGGCGUCCUGGCUGACGACCUGAUGCUCCAGGACCUGGCUCGAGGCCUGAGGAAGUCGGGCUCGGGAUCCUUCGCCAAGUUCUUGGGGGCCUCGCCCAUACCUCCUCGUAAAAAGACGAAGAGCCGCGGUGGCGUGCCGGCCUUUUCGGAAAUCUCUCGUCGAUCCACUCCGGGGCCCUUCGCUGGUCUAAUGCCCAGCCUGCCCCCCGCCACCUGACAGUGGCUGAGGCUCCGGCUCGGUUGAUCUAGCUGGGCCUGCCCCUCACACAUCUAAGCUUGCCCGCGGCGGCGGCCCAGCACUUUCCCUCCAUCCGGUUUCCAGCCUUGUCCACUGCAGUCUGUUUCACCCAGGGGAGCCCACGCCUCCAGCUUCUGCUGAAGCUUCACCUGUCUCUGGAGCUUUGAGAUCUCAGUGAGCGUCCUUUGAAGUCCGCCAGAAGUCAGGCUUGAACUCUGGGAGAGAACUGAAAUUCAGGAUUGAAGGUUAAGGGGUGCAGCUGGUCUGGCCCCUGAGUGAGCUAACCCAGUGCCUCUGCUUCGGUACACUCCCAGACCAGGACCAGCGGCAAGGGCCUCGUUCGGUGUUGUGUGAGGUCGGGUGGUCGGCCAGCUCUAAGAUACCAGUGGUUUUGUACCUUGAUGCUUUUAUCCUGUUUUUAAAUUGAAAUGAGGCAAAGCAACUUUUAUAAUAACCUUGUGAAAUUAUAUUUUUCCAUAUUUUAGGCAAAAUGCUCAGAUAUUUUUGGUCUUUGGUAAAGAUUUUGGAAUUCUAUUAAAAAAAAAACUAAUGAUCAGUAUUUCAAAGAAAUUGCCCAAGCUGGUGUGGUUCAGUGGGCUGAGCGCUGUCCUGCCAAGCAAAAGGUCACCAUCAGGGCAUGUGCCUGGGU
Messenger RNA from Phyllostomus hastatus (greater spear-nosed bat), 3495 nucleotides. RefSeq names its product sosondowah ankyrin repeat domain family member A (gene SOWAHA). The transcript has a single exon. NCBI's taxonomy places the organism in Eukaryota, Metazoa, Chordata, Mammalia, Chiroptera, Phyllostomidae. The record is from RefSeq and is a predicted model, not a curated record. Bases 1098 to 2825 code for a protein of 575 amino acids. Gene Ontology annotation, molecular function: protein binding.